UGUGUCGCUGGUAUCCGCGGCGGAAUUUCGGUGUUACUCUCGGUUGCGCUUCCGCCUGAAGAUGGCGGAGUAUGUUCAAGUCUUUCGCAGGGCUUUGGGCCAGUUAGGGGGUCACGGAGGGAUUCGCGGUCUCCUUCUUCAGUUAUUUAGAGUAAAUGAUCUCAAAACGGGAGCAUUGAUUGGUGUUGACAAAUAUGGAAACAAGUACUACGAAGAUAAGCGUAACUUCUUCGGUCGCCACCGAUGGGUCAUUUACACGCUGGAAAUGAACGGAAAGCGUACCGUGUGGGAAGUAGACGGCAGUAUGGUGCCAGCUGAGUGGCACCGCUGGCUUCACUGCAUGACAGAGGAUCCACCCACCACCCACCCCCCGGUGCCCCGGAAAUUCAUAGCAGAGACCCACAAGUUCAACUUGAGCGCCACGUCCGAUCAGUACGUCCCUUACUCCACCACGCGGAAGAAGAUCCACGAGUGGGUGCCCCCAAAGGCUAGCUCUGUGUAACCGGAGCUGACCUGAGCCACCGUGACUCUCCUUAUGGAAGUUUCUGUAAAUUAUGAUUCUUACCUCUAUACCUACUUCAAAUAAUAAAAUGGUAAAUGUGCA
Molecule: messenger RNA, 604 nt
Organism: Paramormyrops kingsleyae
Lineage: Eukaryota; Metazoa; Chordata; Actinopteri; Osteoglossiformes; Mormyridae
Gene: ndufa12
Product: NADH:ubiquinone oxidoreductase subunit A12
Biological process (GO): response to oxidative stress
Cellular component (GO): respiratory chain complex I; membrane
Source: RefSeq, a predicted model, not a curated record